Messenger RNA from Suillus paluster, 369 nucleotides. RefSeq lists its product as uncharacterized. The record is from RefSeq and is a predicted model, not a curated record. The transcript has 3 exons. Bases 1 to 369 code for a protein of 122 amino acids. Lineage: Eukaryota; Fungi; Basidiomycota; Agaricomycetes; Boletales; Suillaceae.
AUGAAUGACAAGCAGAUCUUGCUGGAUGUGAUGAUGUUCGAUGAAGAGGUGAGGCUUGACAUGUUUCUCGCACAAGGGAAUCGCUAUCCAAACAAGAUUGAAGUCACCUUAACGGCAGGGAAGCUGCUGUAUGGGUUGCUGGCUGUUCACAUAUACCAUUUCAACUCAGUUUUGACCUGUUGGUCUGACGGUCUUCCCAAGGUCUACUGGUGGAGCAGUACCAGACUUCUUCAAACCUUUCAGGAUUCAGGCCCACCACAUCACCUUAUCCCAUUGAAUUUCCUCCCACAUGUGAAGUGUUUGAAGAAGCCUGGUACUGCUCCACCAGCAGACAUUGGGAAGACCAUCAGACCAAUGGGUCAAAACUGA